Molecule: messenger RNA, 3795 nt
Organism: Hypoxylon trugodes
Lineage: Eukaryota; Fungi; Ascomycota; Sordariomycetes; Xylariales; Hypoxylaceae
Product: ARM repeat-containing protein
Exons: 2
Coding region: 144-3287 (1047 amino acids)
Biological process (GO): protein import into nucleus
Cellular component (GO): nuclear envelope; cytosol
Molecular function (GO): small GTPase binding
Source: RefSeq, a predicted model, not a curated record
AUUGAAGUAAAUACCUACUAGGUAGUUGCUAAAUUCACCAACUCUUCACCUGGGCACUCUUCUUCAAUAACCAACCCACCCACCCAAGACGAGUUCUACAACUUUUCAAUUUCUAUGAUACCCAAAAGCAUGAAAUUAUAGAAAUGAAUUUCGCUAUUGAGGUUCCCGGCGCAGCGACGCCACUGAGCCUCUACGAGCUUUGUCGCACUCUUCAAUACGCAUCUUCCCACGACAACAACCUUCGCCAGUCGGCUACCCAACAACUAUCAACUUGGGAGUCGCAUCCUGAAUACUACCCAACCCUACAGUCGGUAUUUCUCGAUCAAAGACUCCCCACGCAUGCAAGAUUCCUAGCUAUUAUCCAACUCAAGAACGGUAUCGAUCGAUAUUGGCGAGGACACAACGUACAAAACUCUAUUCCGAAAGAAUCCAGGCAAAAAAUACGGGAUAGACUAUUCUCGGGAACAAUUAAAGAAGGAGAUAGGCAACUAGCUCUACAUAACGCUCUGGUCAUAGCAAAAGUAGUCCGCAUCGACUUUCCCUCGGCUUGGGCUACUCCUUUCACCGAACUCGCCGAGCUCCUUAGAAAAUCGAAGAAUGGAGACCAGGUUGAGCUCUCUGGAACCUUGAUGAUACUUCUACGUAUAGUGAAGGAACUUGGAACAGCGCGUCUCCGUAAGUCGCAGACGACACUCCAAUCCAUCACACCGGAGCUUGUGUACAUCCUAUGCGAGGUAUAUGAUGCCAAAACCUCGGAAUGGUUAGCAUUCCUACAGAACGACCAGAGUGUCGCGGAGGGCGAUGGGGCAUUGUUAGCUAUGGAAAAUAGCCUUGACGCUAUCAAGGUACUUCGCCGACUUUUGCUUGUGGGCUACGAAUAUCCACACAAAGAUAAGACCGUCCAACAAGUCUGGAGUUUCUCCCAAGCACAAUUUGCACAAUUCCUCGGUUUCAUCGAAAGUGAUGAUUCUAAGAUACAGUGUUACCAUGACCUCCUAGGAAAGCACCUAUUGCAGUUUACGAAGCUCCAUAUCGAGAUGGCGGAUCAACAUCCCGCGAGCUUUGCAUCCCUCCCGAAUUCUGUGGACCUAGUUCGUGCGUACUGGGACCUCACCGCGAAUUUCGCAGUAGUGUUUAACAAGUCGGAUGGAAUACGACAAGAGUCCUGUGGAUCUGGCCAAUCAAAGGCUAAAGUCGAAGGGCCUCUUAUAGAGAGACUCGCACUAAAAGGCCUACUUCUAGUAAGGGCUUGUUUGAGAUUGGCCCACCGCCCGCAGCAAUCCAUCCGUUAUCGUUCCAAGGAAGAAGUACAGGAACAAGAGCAGGCGAUCAAACUCUUCAAAGUUAACUUGCUCAAAGAUGAGCUCAUUAUCCAAAUCGCCAAUGCUAUCAUCACGCAUCUUUUCGUCUUCCGCAAAGCGGACCUCGAUGCAUGGGAGGAAGAUCCGCAAGAAUGGGAACAGCAGGAAGAGGGUCAAGGUAACGCUUUUGAAUGGGAAGUUCGGCCAUGUGCAGAGAAACUAUUCCUGGACCUCCUCAUUUAUUAUAAGCAACUUCUACUGCAACCACUCUUGUCUUACUUCACGACAAUACAAAACCCGGAAGCAGACAUUGUUACCAGGGACGCAGUUUACACUGCCAUGGGAUUGGCUGCCCAGUCACUCAGUGAGGAAUUUGACUUUAACAGCGUACUCAAGACGAUAGUGACUGCUGAUGCGCAACGAACUGGUCCAUAUUGUCAGGUACUAAGGCGAAGGAUCGCUAUCCUUUUGAGUCAAUGGGUACCUGUCAAAAUCACAAACGAAACACGUCCGUUGAUUUAUGAGAUCUUCCGACAUUUCCUCAACCAAAAUGACCAGAAUAACGACAUUGUCGUGCGCUUAACGACUGCGAGGCAUUUCAAAAUUGUUUUCGAUGAUUUUGGUUUUGAAGGAGAAAUGUUCUCCCCAUUCGCUUCCGAUGUGCUCGUGCAGCUCAUCAAUCUCCUACGAGAAGCAGAAGUCGAUGAGGCCAAGUUGGCAAUACUUGAAUCUACAAGAAGUCUCAUUCAGCGAAUGGAAACACAUGUUUCCAAUUUCGGCGACUUGAUAAUGGAUGCAGUUCCAGGCAUUUGGGAGUCUGCUGGUAGUCUGGGUUACCUGAUGAAGGGAUCAGUUUUGGCUAUCAUCCAAACACUAGUGAUGUCGAUGAGGACAGAGUCUCAACGAUAUCACUCCAUGAUCCUUCCCCUCAUUGCCGACGCGACACAGAAGGAUUCCGAACUAUAUAUCUAUCUAAUCGAAGAUGCUCUGGAGUUGUGGUCCAACAUCCUAACUCAGAGCCAACCUCCCUUAUCCCCGGCUUUAGUUAGCCUUGCCGAUACAGCUAUCAAAUUGCUAGCGGAGCAGAAUGACCAUUCUUUUGCACUUGCAUCCAUCCUAGGUUGCUACAUUGUUCUCGCGCCCGAGACGAUACUUGAGGAUCAACACAGAGGACCGGCUCUUACUGCACUAUCCUAUUCACUCGAAUCGAAGACCCGCGAACAAGUCUCCCUCACUGUUAGAUACACUGAGUCGCUUAUACGACUAUCUCACGAAUUGGGUGGCACAGCUGGAUUGCAGGUAUUAGUUCAGGACAUGAUGGCGACGGGUUUUCUACCCAAAAUCCUCGAGGGAAUCCAUGAUUCCUUUGAAGCCAAACAAACAUCUGGUCCCAAGAAACGACAUGCCCGUGUAAAAUCUCUCACUCUCGUCGAUUAUUUUACAAUCCUUUCCAGGAUUGCUAUCCUCGAACCUGCCAUGUUCGUCGAGUUACUCGCGUCGUUAGGUCCACUCGAUCAAGUCUGGAAUUGGCUCAGUGCUGAGUGGUUUUCUUCAUUCGACAGCACGGGCGACUACAUCAGAUUGAAGGCUAACUUCUUAGCCUUGACGCGACUACUAGAGCUCCCUGAGCCCAUGCAAAAUCUCGUCCUAUUGAAGCUCCAAGACUACUUCAACAUGUGGACAACUGUUAUGCUCCAGAUAUUGAACUGCUCACCUCCUGACGCCGGUGUUGACACAUUAGUACUCACUGCGGAGAUAGAAGGCACUGAGUGGGAUACUCCAAAGGACAUCAGGGAGCGCGCUCUAUUCUCAACUGAUCCGACAAAGACCGUCCACUCCCUCCAAUUUGUGAAGGAGAGACUCGACAGUCUAGUACAGAGAGUCGGCGGGGAACAGGCCUUCCGAGAUAACUGGGCGGUUAAUGUUGAUAAGGAGGUUAUGUCCGGUUUCGAGGCAUUGCUGGCUCUUCCCGGUGGCGAAACUUAGUGCGUAGCAAAAUUGGAAGCGCUACGGCACAUAAAGAAGCCCGAGGACCUCAAGAACCCUGAGGGCUCUAAGAAAAAGAAGUCCAAGACGAUUCCGCCGCAUAUAGCACGAUUGAGAGAGCAGAGACUAAAGGUCAAGAAAUGUGGCUGGCGACCACAACGCAAGGAUAGGAAGACGAAGAAGGCGGAGAUGAAAUCGAGAAGGAAGCGCAAGCUAGCGAAUCAGAUGAAGAAGCAGAAACAAACCCAGAAGAGAGAAUAUCUUAGCUUGCUUGCUCAGACGAGGGUGCUGCAGAUUAGCUAGACCGCCAUUUAGCUUGCAGGACUACCUGACGCCCGAAUUUACGCGCUUGCUAAACGAAUUUGAUGAGUUAAUUAAGCUAGGUAGAUAUGCGAGGGCAGGUGUUUGGAAGAUACCACGAAAUUGAGGUGUUCUGCUAGAAGGCGGACGUAAUUUAGCUAAGCAACUGUGAAUAAAGAGCUAUGAUGCAAAUAUGGACACAGAUAAG